AUGGCAGUAUCUCCCGCUACUCUUUCUGGUCCAAGGAAAGAAAUGAGCAUUCUGGAAUCUAACCAGUACUUGCUCUCUCAGCUGGAAGAAAGCAAACAGAAAUUGCAAGAUCUCAGAGAGAAAUACCUCACUUCCAAAGCUAUGGCUUUCUCUCUGGCCAACCACCUGCAGAAAUAUGAGUGUGAGGAGUACCAAGAACUCAUUAAGUCUGUGCUGGAGGAGGAGCUGCAGUCUGAAGAGGGCGGUGUGGCAGAGGAGUUGAGACGAGGUGCAAGUCUUGGGAAAUCUGAUCGCCUAUUUCAGGCUCAGGCCCAAGAACUGACCUAUUUACGGCAGAAAAUACAGGAAGGGAGAAGCGUCUGCUAUCUUUUUGCUCAGCACGUGAAAAAUGCAGUCAGACCUUUUGAGAGUGUCCUCGGGAGCACCGGCGUCACCAGCUAUGAUGGACAAAGACUCUGUGAGCAACUGACCCAAGGAAGCAAGCUGCCAGAGAGCCUUGCCGCAGGCCCACCACUGGUACCUGGCUACAGGCUCUGA
Messenger RNA from Marmota monax (woodchuck), 537 nucleotides. Its product is annotated as neuroblastoma breakpoint family member 6-like protein. The coding region runs from base 1 to 537 and encodes 178 amino acids. NCBI's taxonomy places the organism in Eukaryota, Metazoa, Chordata, Mammalia, Rodentia, Sciuridae. The record is from RefSeq and is a predicted model, not a curated record. The transcript is spliced from 3 exons.